CCGGAACGCGUUUGGAGCUGGAGUGAGUCCAUCCUCCUCCGGCCUCCCACCAACACGCGGAAUCAGAGUAGAGGGAACGCCGAUUCCCUGGGAGUCGCCUCAGUCAAGUUUUGUGCAGUGGCCGGCGCGGAGGCUAGGACUUUUUUACUCCUUUUGGAUUACUUGUCAAUGAAGACGGCAUGCAGUGAUCUCAGAGAAUAGCAUUAUGCCUAUGAUGCUGCCACUCGUGGUGGCGCUUCUCGUCGCGCCGUGCGUUUUGGCGCAGAGCAAUUACGCUUCGCAGGCAAACAGCAUAGAGUUCAAGAACGAAGGGCUGCCUGACAGCACGGUCUUGGACGGCAAGGUCACUAAGUUGGACGACCUCUCACCUGUAAUAUUCCUAAACAGGACAAAAGCGGCUCUCAACUGUGCCUCAGGAUAUAUGCAAAUCGAGCUUAAAUUUGACGAGCCGUUUUACGGAAUAGCGUAUGCCGACUUCGACAGAGCGAGCGCCUGCCAGGUCAGCGGGCGCGGCGACAAGACUGCAAAGAUUGACCUUCCUCUUAAAGGAUGCGGUACAGUUCAGGAUCCCCAACGAGUGUUUACGAAUAACAUCGUGGUGAGAUUCCACCCGGCUUUAGAGAUGGAAGGCGAUGAAGUCAUAACGAUCGUAUGUCGAUAUCCACCCCCGAUCGCACCACCUCCUGCGGGAAUGCCUGAAUACAUUCAGGAAUUGCCGGCACCUGCAUUGCCCUUAGCUCCUCCACUCCGCGGCUUCCAGAUACUUCUAAUCAUCUGCGGAAUAUUGUUCCUCUCGCUCGUCCUACUGGGGCUCGGAUGUUCUUACUAUAUGCUGAGAAGGAAGCGCGUACAGGUAAUCAGAAGGCAUCCGCUGUCGACGGGAACCGGCUCGGAGAUCACCAAACUGUCCGAUUCCAGUCUGGGCCACAUUUCCAUGUUCGAGAACGUCAAGAUUCCGAGAGCACACGCCCAAACCGGGAGCAGCUCCGGCUCCGAGGCGGCCCUCAUCAGCGAUACGCUUCCGUCCGAUUAUCCUUCCGAAUCGCCCAGUUCAGCGCACUCUGAGGUCGAGGACGUCGACACGAGAUCUUUGAGAAGGUCUUCGAGCUCUGGAGCCUCCUAUGAAAACAAAGGCUACGUGCAGGACAGUUUUUACACCGAGACUACUGGGCACACUAUCGAGACGGAGAUGCGCCACGCUCUUCCUAAACGACCUCCUCCAGAGCCUAAAUUCGAUGUACAAGUCAGAGUGAAAAAGGCCGCUCUCCCUCCGCCAACCCCUACACCUCCCCCAUCGGAGUCCGAAGCGAGUAUGAUGAUGGCAGAAAGAAAUCUAACCACGAUUCUGGAAGAAGCAAGGUCUAUGCCGAAACCGAUCAAAACGACCUUUUCUUACAUUCCCGAAAUACACGCUCCGCCAGCGUCGAAGAUACCAACCCCUCCGCCUGUUUACUCUACAGUUAGGAAGCAGCAGCACGUCGACAAGACGGUUACUGAGGAAUUGUACAGCCGUGAAGACCGCGUCGACUACGAGGCAAGGGCGAAGAUGUCACCUCCUCCUCCGGUCACUCCCAUGUACUCAAGACUAGAAGGCAACGAAGAGACGACGGUCGAAAUAGUCGAACCGCCGUUGAUCGUGUCGAGGCGACCCGAGUUGAAAUCUCACGUCGUGGACGAUGUUUUCUUAAGGACCAUUACCGAAAAGAAGACAAUCGAGGACAUCGAGCGCCACAAAAGGCAGAUUACCGAAUUCAGGAAGGCGCAGCCUCCUCCUAAAUGGGAUGUCACUAUCAAAAACUAUCCUCUCCCCGAAGAUUCACAGCGAGACGAUUCGGUGACUGAUUGGGAUAGUUACUCAGAGAACUCUUCUGUAGCAGAUUACAGGCCUCAUGGUGUUUAUAGAACUCAGAACAUCCAUACGCAGAGGACAGACAUAGAAACUGAGAACAUUUACAGACAUGUUUUGGAGACACCAGUACAAGAAAGGCCAAAACAGAACUGGGAUGUUAUGGUGAGAGUGCUUGAACCACCACAGUAUGAAUCGACAGACGACCGGUCGGAUGUCGAGAGUAUCGCUUCUGCGUUAACAAUAGAGGACCGGAAAAAGUGGAAGGAGAUCAUCACUACUGAGUCCACUCUUAGGACAAUGCUUACUGAAGCCACGCUGAGAGAGGAUUAUGAAAGGAUCAGGAGGGAUCAGAGAUAUGAAAAAUUGUUUGAGCCACAAAAAUGGGACGUUAUCAUUAGAGUGUUGGCUCCUCCUGCCGAUAGGCCUCAGUAUGAUCAAAGGGGAGCCGGAGGCAGCAAUAAAUACAGGAGAAAGGCCGAUUGGGAUACGAGAAGCAGGAGAAGCUCCUUACCGACCCUAUACGAAUACGAUUCGGAUGGUGGUUCAUCGGUGAGGACUUUGACGACAGACGGGCAUGGAGUGCCUAGUGUCACCGACCCACUGAGGUCGAGGAGGACGUCAAGAUCCAGCAUGAGGUCAGAGAUGGACGUCCGUUCUAUGUCUGAGGUCACUGUCGACAUGCGAGCGCACAUCCUAGACAAUUUUUCGGACGUGUCCUCUUACUACCCGAGGCGCUACUACGACUCGGAUGACGAUGACAACCGAAGCCUGGUCAGGUCGCUGUCGCAGCCUUCCCUGGCUCGUUCGGCCUCUGAAUUCACUGAGCAUUGGGCUGUAAGAUCGAGGCACUGGGAGAGCCCGGAGCACUCACCGCGUUCCUCCCGUUCCGCGAGGACAAAGGCGAUGCGCCUCACUCAGACUCGCUACGAAAAAUCAUCUAGUUCUAAUUGGUUCGGAGAUGCCGACAGUGAAGCGAGCUUCAAAUAAACGCGAACAAAUCGAAUGAUCAAACUAACACGCAAUUAACUGUUUAAUAAUGUGCCAAACUCGCCAAGACAGUGCUUGUAAAACAUUGUAGUCUUAUUUUAAUUUUUAGCGAUUAUCGUUUUAAAAUAAUUAACAAUAAAUACUGCCAAGUUAUAAGGAUAAAUAUCCUUAGAUCUUAAAGUGUUAUAAACAUACUUUACUAAAUUACUAUUAUUUUUGUCUAAGAGACGCAUCUUUCAUUAAAAAAUAAUAAUUUAGGCUUUGGUUUUAGACCAACAACAAUUUCUCUGAUAAUUUUUUAUUCGGCCAUACCUGUGAUAAAUACGUCUCUCUUUAUUAUGAUAAUUUUCACUCUCAUGUUAUUAUUUAGACAUUAAAAGCUCUUUUUUUCAUUAUUCCCACUCGGUCUCUAAGAGAAACUAACAUUUAAAUUAAACUUGGGGUCUUUCGUCGAGGGAGCUGAGUGGGACUGGAAAAUCAGCUUGAGCUCCCAUUUUAGAAUUUAAUGAUUGAUUAGGAUCAAAAUGCCUAACUCAAAGCGUUACCGUUACCUAUGAACAUCCUUGAUUUUUGCUUUGUUAUUUUGACAAAAUGGGAGUUAUUUCGGCUUACUAUCGUUUUAGUUUACUUGGUUAUGGUUUUUUUCUUUAUUUAUCCUGGGUUUUGUUUUCUCCUACUACUGAAAAUGAUUUAUUGCAACUUUCCUUCCAAUACUUCAAAACCAAUUUAAAUGAAAAUUGACCAAUUUAUAAUAUUAUACUUUUUUAUUAUCAGAAUCAAAUUAUUUUUUAUAAAAAGAGAAAUAUUUUUAAUAAAAAUGUAUUUUUGACCUGUUAAACCGAUAUAAAAAAACAAGUAAUAUUUACUAUAUUCAAUUAUUUUUAUUAUUUUCCUCAUUCUUGAACAUUAUUUCUAAUCUAUUGUUCUUUGUCCUUUAUUAAAUAAUUUUCAUUGUUUGCAAUACAAAAAUAAAUUUUGUAUAUUAAUAAUGAAUGUUAAUUAAACUUUAUCU
Molecule: messenger RNA, 3848 nt
Organism: Cimex lectularius (bed bug)
Lineage: Eukaryota; Metazoa; Arthropoda; Insecta; Hemiptera; Cimicidae
Gene: pot
Exons: 8
Coding region: 206-2836 (876 amino acids)
Source: RefSeq, a predicted model, not a curated record